Messenger RNA from Guillardia theta CCMP2712, 1256 nucleotides. RefSeq lists its product as hypothetical. Gene Ontology annotation, biological process: protein monoubiquitination; DNA damage tolerance. The record is from RefSeq and is a predicted model, not a curated record. NCBI's taxonomy places the organism in Eukaryota, Cryptophyceae, Pyrenomonadales, Geminigeraceae. The transcript is spliced from 8 exons. Gene Ontology annotation, cellular component: nucleus; Rad6-Rad18 complex. Gene Ontology annotation, molecular function: single-stranded DNA binding; ubiquitin protein ligase activity; protein binding. Bases 1 to 1224 code for a protein of 407 amino acids.
AUGCAGGUGAUGGAAGGUGAGAUCGCAUGGGAGAGAGCUUCACUGAAGUCAGAGUUCAAGCCCCUCAAGGACUGCCUCAAGUGUCAACUAUGCAAGGACCUCCUCAAGACUCCCAUGAUUCUUGGCUGCAGCCACAACUUCUGCUCGUUAUGCAUCAGACGGUCACUGCAGCACCACAACUUCUGCCCCAUCUGCCGUGAACCUUGUGUUGAGGGUGACCUGCGCAAGAAUGCUCUGCUCGGUCAAGUUGUACAAAUGUACUCAAGUCUCCGGAGCACCGUACUGAAGAAGCAUCAGAAUGGUCAGAUGAAAUCUCAUGGGCAGGUCAAAGUCAUGAACCAGGAUGCUGCAGUCGUUGCCAAACACAUCAGCGGUAAAUACAACUACAACCUGAUGAGCGAGACAGCAUUGAAGAAGCUCUGCAAAGACACAGGGAUCCCAGAGAGUCUGAUAAAAGGGGACAAGAAACAUCUGGAGAAGCUUCACAAGGCACUAUUGAGAGAGUCUGAGUUCUGCAUACGUUUCAAUGCUGAAUGUGAUCGUGGGAUCUCAAAGACAGAGGAUGACCUGAGGGCUCAGAUUAUCAGAGAGCUCGCGCAGGAACAGAACGCGCAGAACAGAACUAAAGCAAACUUCUUCGACCGGAGUACCAAGGGAGAAGUACAAGGUGGGCGAACAUUCGAAGAUCUGAUUCGACAAGUCCGAGAGCGACAGAAGAACAAGAAGAUUUCCAGCUCCGAUUCUCCGGCCAGCAGGCAUGAAGAGUCGCCGGCACGCGAGCAGCCCGUGGGGUCUCGAGGAGAGACUCCGUGCCUGGAGGUCUUCCCGGAGGAUGGGGAGGGGCGGAGGGGAACCUUAUCGGAUGCUCCCGCUCAAGUUUCCAUCCCCCGUCCUGACGAAGUCCCUCCUCCUUGGAUCUGCCUCUACUCACGACGAGCACGCCGUCCUUUCUUCUACAACCCGCUGACGAGGAUCGGGACAUUCCUGUGGCCGGUGGGAUCGGAAGAAGGGCAGAGAGCGUCUGAGAGAGGUGGGGAGGAGGAAGAUGGACUUUGCGCUGGAGAGGCGGGCUGUACUUCGAGGCUGGUGGUGGAGGAGGGGGGAGGAGGGGGGGAGAGAAACAAACGAAAUGCUGACGAAAUGGACAUGACCAAUGAGGCAUCUGCUGUGGGCUGGGACAGCAACAAGAAGAAGCGAAGAGGUAGAGGUGAUAUCAGAUUCUGAACCUGAACAAUAAAGUGUCUGCAUUGACCGUC